Molecule: messenger RNA, 2530 nt
Organism: Hydra vulgaris (swiftwater hydra)
Lineage: Eukaryota; Metazoa; Cnidaria; Hydrozoa; Anthoathecata; Hydridae
Biological process (GO): transmembrane transport
Cellular component (GO): membrane
Molecular function (GO): ATP binding; ABC-type oligopeptide transporter activity; ATP hydrolysis activity
Source: RefSeq, a predicted model, not a curated record
UCUGAUUGUUACAUAAGGUACAGUGGUAUAUUACGUAACUAACGUUCCUUGUGGACGAUAUGCUAACGUAACUAAUCCAACAAGGUUCUUCCGAUGACACUUUUUGUUGUACCUGAUUUUUAAAUAAGAAUGAUAACAGUUGAUAACCCAAGUUAUCGAUUUCCAAUAGUACGCUUAUAUUCAGGAUUUGCUGUUUUGUUACUGGCAGAUUUAGUUUCUUCAUUAUUUUUAUGGGUUUCAACCACACACAUAGAUGAGCUCAAAAGCUCUAUAAUUUCUUUUGAAAUUAAAAGCUCAACUUUUGACUUAGCAUGUAUUGGUUUUUUUCGUGGUUUGUUAAUGAUUAUUAUAUUAGCGAAAUUGGAAAAUAUGACUAUAGCAGCAAGUCAAGAUGGCAUCAAAAAUGAAAAACUAAGGAAAUUUAUUAGUUUCUUUGGAUUUAUUACAUUUUUUGGGACAUUUGUUUAUACUGUUUAUAAAGACAUAAUUGUAUUGAUAGAUCAUAAAAACAGUAACAAAGGUGUCAAAUUCUAUGCAUUAUGCAUUUCAUGUUUUGUAUUUGGAACUUUAGAAUUAUUGGUAUAUGUGAAGUUCUUAUAUCACUUAAAGCAACUACAGAGAAUUUAUUCAUGCCUCAAAAAUGAAGAUACAACUUCUAAUUCACCUACAAAGAAAAAUGUUAAUCUUCCACGUCUUAUGAAAUUGACUUAUCCAGAAAGAUGGAGACUUUUAUUUGGUAUGAUUGGUUUAUGUGGCUCAACUGGAUCACAAAUGAUUGCUCCACUAUUUUUUGGCUAUGUCAUUCAAGCAGCAAGUAUUGGUGACAUGGAUGCCUUGAACAAACAGAUUUUGUAUUUAUUUCUAAUAUAUAUGAUUGGUUCUGUGGCAUCAAUGUUUCGUUCUUGGCUGUUUACUUUAGCUGGUCAAAGUAUUGUUGCGACACUUCGAAAACAACUGUUCAAUCAUUUAAUACAACAAGAAAUUGCCUUUUUUGACUUGAAUAGGACUGGUGAGUUAAUGAAUCGUCUUGCUUCUGAUGCUGAAGUUAUCCAGAAUGCUCUUUCUGUUAAUAUCUCAAUGUUAUUGCGUUAUGCAUUACAAAUUAUUGGAUCGAUAGUUGUUAUGUUAGUUACAUGUCCAAGAUUGGCAGGAUUACUUCUUGCUAUUAUUCCAAUUGUUGGUAUUGCUGCCCAAAGAUAUGGAGCAUAUGUUAGGAACAUGCAGAAAAAGUUUCAAGAUGAUUUGGCUAACGCAGCAACCAACGCAGAAGAAACAUUAAGUUCUAUGAGAACUGUACGAAGUUUUUCACAAGAGUCGAAAGCUGAGCGGGAUUAUAGUAAAGGAAUAGAUGCUAGUUUCUUAGCUGGGAAAAAGUUAUCAAUAGCAUCAGGUUAUUUCAAUAUGUUUGUUGGUGUGAUUAGUCAGGGUACAAUUGUUUUGGUAUUGUGGUAUGGCGGAAAGUUAGUCAUUGAUGGUGAUAUGAAUGUUGGAGAGUUGACUUCAUUUAUUUUGUAUUCACUUAAUGUGGCUUUGGCAUUUGCAUUUUUAUCAUCACUUUAUGGAGAUUUUAUGAAAGCUGUUGGUGCUUCCAUACGAAUUUUUGAGCUAUUAGAUAGAGUUCCUGAAAUAAAGUCUGGAAGCAUUGUUGUUAAUAACACAAAAGUUAACAUAACGUUUGAUGAUGUUGCAUUCAGCUACCCAACUCGACCAGAAACUAAAGUUCUUAAGGGCCUAAGUUUCCACAUGAAGCCUGGAGAAACAGUUGCUUUGGUUGGUCCUUCAGGUGGUGGAAAAAGCACUGUUAUGAGUUUAUUAGAAAGAUUCUAUGAUCCAUGCAGUGGAACAAUAUAUGUUGGUAAUCAUGAUCUCAAAUCAGUGAAUCUUGAUAUGUUACGAAAGAAAAUGAGCAUUGUCAGUCAAGAACCUGUACUGUUUGCUACCACCAUUGCUAAUAAUAUUGCUUAUGGUGUAGAUGCUAGUCAAGAUAAAAUAGAAAUAGCAGCUAAACAAGCCAAUGCUCAUGAUUUCAUUAUAACUUUUGAGGAAGGUUAUAAUACAUUUGUUGGUGAACGUGGAAUCAAGCUUUCAGGUGGACAAAAGCAGAGAGUGGCUAUUGCACGAGCACUUCUUAUGAAUCCUGAUAUUUUACUUUUAGAUGAGGCUACAAGCGCUCUUGAUUCUGAAAGUGAGCAUUUAGUGCAAGAAGCUAUUGAUCGAGCUAUGAUUGGAAGAACUGUGUUAGUUAUUGCCCACAGGUUAUCAACAGUGCGCCACGCAUCUCGGGUUAUAGUAAUAAACAAAGGAGCCAUAGCAGAAGUAGGUACCCACGAUGAACUAAUUCAAGCAAAUGGAGUUUAUAAAAAACUCGUACUUCGUCAACUUGAAAAGGGACCUUUACUAGAAGACGGCAUUGAUAUCGAUGAUUCGAAUUCUAAAAUUUGAUUAUUUAAUAAUGAACCAAUUCUUUGCAUGUUAAAAUAUCGCAAGUGUCCUAUUUAAAAAAAUAUGAAAUCAAAACUUCGAUUAUUUA